This is a messenger RNA of Salvia splendens (bonfire salvia), 1355 nucleotides long. Its product is annotated as probable membrane-associated kinase regulator 4. Gene Ontology annotation, cellular component: plasma membrane. Gene Ontology annotation, molecular function: kinase inhibitor activity. The record is from RefSeq and is a predicted model, not a curated record. The transcript has a single exon. NCBI's taxonomy places the organism in Eukaryota, Viridiplantae, Streptophyta, Magnoliopsida, Lamiales, Lamiaceae. The coding region runs from base 165 to 1091 and encodes 308 amino acids.
UUUGUAUUUUAUCACUACCGAGUAUAAGUAUAUAAGUAUGACAUGAUAUUUUAUAUAGUAGAGUAUAACAUACACUACCCUCUCCCCCCCUCCUUUUCCCUUAUAUAUACUAGAGACAAACUAAGAAACCAAGCAAACAAAAAUCACAAACAUCAAUAGCAAAAAUGCUACAAGAUCUCCACAACUCCUACUCGGAUUCAUCAUCAACAUCAUCAUCAUCUCAAGAAGAUGAUUACAUAGACAUGGAAGUAGAAAUCGACCACUACCACCACCACCAAUCCUUGGACAACCACAGUAGCAUCUUCAACCAAUCCAUGGACAACCACAGUAGCAUCUUCAACCAAUCCUCAAACAACGAGUUUGAAUUCCAACAAAGCUUCUCGAGCUCGUCCGACCGGGACCUGUACGCCACCACAUCCCCCGCGGACGAGCUCUUCUACAUGGGGAAGCUCCUCCCCCUCCACCUCCCGCCCCGCCUCGAGAUGGUCCACAAGAUCCUCCACUCCACCACCCCCUUCCACAACGACGACGAGCCCUUCUCCACUCCCGUUGCCACCACUCCCUUCGAGUCGUGCAACAUCUCCCCCUCAGAGUCAUGCGAGGUCAGCAGAGAGCUGACCUCACAUGACUACAAGGACAUCAUCCUUGCCAAUCAUGACAAGAAAUCUUGGACAAGGAAGACAAAGAUGAAGAUGAUUAAACAGUCGUCCUCGUCUCCCUCGUCCAAGAUCAAAUGGACCUCCUACAUCAAGUCCCUCUUCACCAAAUCCUCCGGCUGCACGAGCAUGAGCCAACACUCUGCUACCGAUGUUUCAAAGACGAAAAACGAGCAAUUCAAGAAUGUGGCACCGUUCGGGCAAAUCAAGUACAACGGAGAGCAGAGGGGGAGGCACCGGAGAUCAUUCUCCGGGGCCAUCAAACAGCUCUCGAAGCCUAAAUGUUUGACGUCUAAUUUGAACGUGCUGGCCUUGAAGAGGAGCAUCGGCUCGAGCUCGGAGGUUGAGAGCCCCAUUCAGGCGGCUAUUGCGCACUGCAAGAGGUCUCACAAAGCCAGGGAAGAAAGAGUAUCAGUUUGCACAAGUCAUAUGUGAAUGUGAUGACAUCUUUGUGUUAGGUGUCUUUGUUAGUUUUUUCUCUUUUUAUACAAAUAAUUCAUGCUUUGUUUUGUAGAAAAUGUUGUUGGACAUUUUAAUUAGUUUAGUGUUUUUUUUUUUUAAUUAGUUUAGUGUUUGAGCUAUGACUAUGAGCAGUGGGGUAGAAUGGUUUGAUUGGAUAAGUCAAUUUAUUACCUAAAUGUUUGAUUUUCAUCUUUUAAUUAGAGACCAAAUAAAGAUUUAGUAGUAUCAUUUUAUUUC